Benincasa hispida (wax gourd) is the source of this 1791-nucleotide messenger RNA. RefSeq names its product flavin-containing monooxygenase FMO GS-OX-like 9. NCBI's taxonomy places the organism in Eukaryota, Viridiplantae, Streptophyta, Magnoliopsida, Cucurbitales, Cucurbitaceae. The record is from RefSeq and is a predicted model, not a curated record. Gene Ontology annotation, molecular function: NADP binding; N,N-dimethylaniline monooxygenase activity; flavin adenine dinucleotide binding.
CAGAACAUCAAUUAUCUCUCUUAGCAAUGGUUUCAGAGAGAUCAAUAAUUGGUAUAGAAUCAUUGAAGACAAAGAAGAAGGUAUGUGUGAUAGGAGCAGGUGCCUCAGGGCUUGUAGCAGCCAGAGAGCUAAGAAAAGAAGGUCACAAAGUAGUAAUUUUGGAGCAAAACGACGACGUUGGAGGUCAAUGGCUAUACAACCCAAAUGUUGAAAAUGAACAUCCUUUAGGAAAAUCCAAAUUCCUUAAUGUUCAUACCAGCAUUUACUCCUCUUUAAGGCUUGCUUCUCCAAGGGAAAUUAUGGGCUUUUCUGAUUUUCCUUUUGUUACUAAGAAAGGGCGUGACACUAGGAGAUUUCCUGGCCAUAAUGAGCUGCUUUUGUAUUUGAAGGAUUUUUCUCAAUACUUUGGUUUGAAUCAACUCAUAAGGUUUAAUACUAGAGUUGAAUAUGUGGGGAUUAUGAACAACAAAAAUGGCUGUUUUGGAGGGAUUAAGGAUGAUCAUCAUCUUCAAUGGGUUGUUAGAAGUAGAGAUUAUUGUAAGUAUAAGAUGGAUAAUAUUCAUGGGAAUGAUGAUCGUGAUUUGAUUGAACAAGUUUUUGAUGCUGUUGUUGUUGCUACUGGACAUUAUUCUCAUCCUAGAUUGCCUACCAUUAAAGGAAUGGACAAAUGGAAGAGAAAGCAAAUCCAUAGUCAUGUUUAUAGGGUUCCUGACCCGUUUCGCAACGAGGUAGUGGUGGUGGUGGGAAACUCUCAAAGUGGGCAAGACAUAUCGUUAGAUCUAAUAGAAGUGGCAAAGGAAAUUCAUUUAAGCACAAAAUCCAUUAACACCAUAACUCAGGGUUUAUCAAAAGUCAUCCAAAAAUAUGAAAACAUGCAUCUUGAACCACAGAUCGAAUUUCUUGAAGAAGAUGGGCGAGUGGUGUUUGUUGAUGGGACCUCUAUAGUUGCUGAUACUAUUUUAUAUUGCACUGGGUAUUCAUACGCAUUUCCAUUUCUUGACACAAAAGGAAUAGUUGUUGUGGAUGAUGAUCGAGUGGGACCUUUGUACGAGCAUACGUUUCCUCCGUCUUUGGCUCCCUCCCUUUCAUUUAUAGGCAUUCCACGAAAGCUCAUAGGUUUCCCUUUCUUUGAAUCACAAGCAAUAUGGAUAGCUCAACUGCUGUCUGGGAAAAGGACAUUGCCAUCAUGUGAUGAUAUGAUGCAAUCCAUCAAAGAAUUUUAUCACUCAAAAGAUAUUGCUGGCAUUCCAAAGCAUAAUACCCAUGAUUUAGCUGAGUUUGAGUAUUGCGAUAAGUAUGGCGAUAACGUUGGAUAUCCACGCUUGGAGGAAUGGAGGAAAAAACUGUGCUUAACAACCAUUGUAAAUUCCUCAAACAACCUCGAAACGUUUCGAGAUUCGAUGGAUGACGAUGAGGAUCUUCAAGAGGCCUAUCAAAGCCCUCAUUUCACUCAACUUGGAGCUCAAGUUUUUCCUCUGGUCCACAUGUAAAAGCUUCGACAAUCAGUUUCUUCUUUCUUAUCUCCUUUUUCUUUUUGGGUGGCCAUGUAAAAUUCCACAAGCAGAGUACAGAAGCGCUAUGAAAACAAAGAAGGCUUCAAACAUCAUUUCACCAAUGUUGAUGUAUUUCAUUUUUUGUUGUUCAAAUUGUAGUGUCCCAAAAUAAUUUGUUCAUUGUUGUUAAUUAGUAUUUGUUACACCAUCAAGGUUUUUGUCUAGUUAUAAAUUUUAAUGUUAAAGCUACUUUAUGUAUUUUUCCAAUUUAUUAAACUAUGAAGAAUUCACUUCUGCA